Molecule: messenger RNA, 2484 nt
Organism: Hyaloscypha bicolor E
Lineage: Eukaryota; Fungi; Ascomycota; Leotiomycetes; Helotiales; Hyaloscyphaceae
Product: RNA-binding domain-containing protein
Exons: 3
Coding region: 1-2484 (827 amino acids)
Cellular component (GO): ribonucleoprotein complex; nucleus; cytoplasm
Molecular function (GO): mRNA binding
Source: RefSeq, a predicted model, not a curated record
AUGGCCUCUUCACGAAUCUUCAUCAAGGGGCUUCCUCCCACCAUCUCCGAGGAUGAUUUCAAGAAACACUUCAGCACAAAAUCCGAAAUCACAGAUGCCAAAUUGAUACCCCACCGGAGAAUUGGCUAUGUAGGGUACAAGACCCCAGAGGAUGCCGAAAAGGCAGUCAAGUACUUCAACCGGUCAUUCAUACGGAUGUCAAAGAUUGGUGUGGAGCUUGCUCGACCCAUCUCUGAUACCACUUUACCGAAAUCGAGGAAAGCACAGCGAGAAGAAGACCGCGAAGACAGCAAGGCUCGUCUCAAGCUACGGGCAGAAGCAGAACAUACAUCCUUUCUAAGUACCGGAACGAAGCGAAAGCGUAGUGAUGUCGACGAAUCAGAUCCUAAAUUGAAGGAGUUCUUGGAGGUCAUGCAACCUGCCUCCAAGUUGAAGACAUUGGCGAAAUCUAUGGAAGAUGAAUCUAUGAUGGAACCGCCCACAAAGGUGCAAGCUUUAGAAAUACCGGAAGGGGAGAGCGAUGGCGAAUAUGAGACGGUACCACAGAAGCCAAGGAAGAAAAGUCCUCCCAAAGUUAUCGUUGCGCCUACCCCAGCUCCAAUCGCCACCGAGCAACCAGUAGCCCUUGAAGAGCCCACGAUAGAUCCUAUAGCACCCAAUGCUACCGAUGAUGAUUGGCUUCGGAGCCGUACAAAUCGUUUAUUGGAUCUGAUGAGGCCGGAGGAUAUUGUUGCUGGUAGAACAGCGGGUUCGAGUCGUCAAAACGUUGAACAUGUAGCUGAAACGAGCGCCAGCGUCGAUCAACCUGUCGGUUCAAACGACAAACCUGCAGAGGAAACACUUGAAGAUCAAGGCGAAGAGAAUCCAGAUCCUACCAUAGAGGCAAUCAAGUCGAACGGCAGAUUGUUCGUACGAAAUUUGCCAUAUUCAGCAUCAGAGGAUGAUCUACGACGGCACUUCGAACCCUUCGGUCCAUUGGAGGAGGUACAUCUUCCUGUUGAUGCCAAAGGUGUUAGCAAGGGAUUUCUCCUUGUUCGGUAUACUGAUCCCUCCGCUGCUGCCGAAGCCUAUCACAAUCUUGAUGGCGAGCCCUUUCAAGGUAGACUCCUUCACAUACUACCCGCUGCUGCAAAGCGAGAGAACAAAUUGGAUGAAUUUGCGAUUGCGAAAUUGCCACUGAAGAAGCAAAAUCAGAUUAAGAAAAAAACAGAAGCUUCAUCGACGACCUUUAACUGGAAUUCCCUGUAUAUGAAUCAAGACUCUGUGAAUUCAGCAAUUGCUGAUCGCCUCGGAGUGUCCAAAUCAGAGCUUUUGGAUCCUACAUCUGCAGAUUCUGGAGUCAAGCAAGCAAUAGCAGAAACGUCGGCCAUCCACGAAACGAAACAAUACUUCGCAAAGCAUGGAGUCGACCUGGAUGCUUUCAAGAAGCGUGAGCGAGGCGACACAUCCAUUCUGGUCAAGAAUUUCCCCUAUGGAAUGUCUCUCGAAGAGCUGAGAAAGAUGUUUGAAGAGUUUGGCCAGGUGCUUCGGGUGCUGAUGCCUCCGGUCGGCACCAUCGCAAUCGUCGAGUUUGCCCAGCCAACGGAAGCACGAGCUGCGUUCGGGAAGUUGGCUUAUCGCCGCAUGAAAGAUUCUGUGCUGUUCCUGGAAAAGGCACCAAAGGAUGUCUUUACCAGUGUGAGCAGUAAUGCCACAACAGUGCCAUCUGAUCAGCGGGGAGGGCAGUCCGCAGAUCAGAAGUUGUCGACAUCUGAUUUUCUGGAAGUGGGGGUGGCCUCCGAAGCCAUCGACACUUCUACCCUAUUCGUCCGCAAUCUCAAUUUCUCCACCACGAGCGCUGUUCUUACCGAGACGUUCAAGCCUCUCGACGGUUUCAUGUCAGCUCGUGUUAACACAAAAACGGACCCGAAGAAGCCUGGACAGGUCCUCAGCAUGGGUUUUGGCUUCCUCGAAUUCAGAAGCAAAGCACAGGCUCAAGCGGCACUCAAAGCCAUGGAUGGCUACGUUUUGGAAGAUCACAAACUACUAAUCAAGGCUUCCCACAAGGGGCUCGAUGCUGCAGAAGAGCGGAGAAAGGAGGACAGGGCCAAAAAAGUGGCUGGCAGGCGGACCAAGAUCAUCAUCAAGAAUCUCCCCUUCGAGGCAACCAAGAAGGAUGUACGAGCGCUGUUUGGUUCUUACGGCCAGCUCCGGUCAGUUCGGGUACCCAAAAAGUUCGAUCAUUCAGCUCGUGGCUUUGCGUUCGCAGACUUUAUCACGGCCCGCGAAGCGGAGAAUGCACUAGAGGCUCUGAAAGACACUCAUCUUUUGGGUCGCCGCCUCGUUCUAGAAUUUGCCGCCGGUGAUGCACUCGAUGCUGAGGAGGAGAUCGAGAAAAUGCAGAAGAAAGUCGGCUCGCAAGUCAACAUCGUUGCAUUGCAAAAGCUCACUGGCGGAGGUCGCAAAAAAUUCAAUAUUGAAGGCGACAAUGUAGAUGAAGAUUGA